AUGACUGUUUUAUUUCCUUCUCAAAACGACACACGUCCAUUAUUACAAAAAGUUAAAGACAUUAAUAAAAAUGUUAAUUACAAUAAUUAUAGUUAUGGUACAUUUCCUGAUAAAAAUAUAGGCACUGCCAAAGAUGUAUUAAUACAAGUUCAAACAUUAUUAAACGUUAAUUCCACCGUAAAGGCCGAUCAAAUUGAGUGUGGCAACGGCAACAAAGAUUUCUUUAAACCUGUAACGGAUUUAAGUGGCAUUCUUCCAUAUGGCGGAGAUUUGAUAGUAAAAAACACUGGUAGUGUAGCCAGAGAUUACUUUGCCCUUGAAAGAACAUUCUUAUCUUGGUUACGAAUGGGUGUGACUUUAGUGAUUGUUGGUUUUAUAAUCUAUUUUCGCUCUUGUAUAAAUCUUAGUCUUGAACAUUCACAUAUUUCAUAUGCAAUUGGAAAAUCGGAAACUAUUUUAAUUCCUGUAAAAAGUUCUAAAAAUUCUAAUCCCAAUUAUGAUGUAAACGCUUUAAGAGCUAUUGAACAUUAUAUGCAAAAACCAAUGAAUGAUAUCUCAAUUAAACAUACUCCUACAAAAAAUCUUUCUUCAACCAAUAAUUUAUUAAACGAUUUAAAUAAUUUAAAUGCAUUUGAUCCAAAGUAUCUUAAUAUUCUCAAAGAGCGACUUAAAAAAUUAUACAGUAAAGAUGUAGAAUUUCAAUUGAUUCGACAUCCUUAUCCUUUUCUUAAUGCUAAAAUUUUAGCUCAAUAUAUAGCUUUAAAUACUGCACGUUAUAGACUUCGACAAAUUCGUCGUAUGCUUUUCAAAAAAAUGCCAUUGGUUGGUCGAAAUGUGGGAGAACCUACCAAAGUUAAUAAAGGUGGACCACUAAUAAAUGAUUUAAAUGCUGCUUCACCUACAAAAUGGAUACAAUUAUCUGGUCUUGGUCACAGAUUUUUACCUACUCAUUUAACAGGAUUUAGAAUGCAAAUUUCUGGCAGAAUGGGUCUCAGAAAAGGAGCAUCUAGAAGUAGUGUAGCUACUAGUUCUUGGGGUAGAUUUAGAUUUAAUACAAUGAAGAAUACAAUGAUUGAUUACGCAAAGGUAGAAAAGAAAAAUCAAAAUGGUGCUUAUUGUGUUAAAGUUUGGCUCAGUUCUUCUUAG
This is a messenger RNA of Diversispora eburnea, 1146 nucleotides long. Lineage: Eukaryota; Fungi; Glomeromycota; Glomeromycetes; Diversisporales; Diversisporaceae. The record is from the annotation of a GenBank genome assembly.